Argentina anserina (silverweed cinquefoil) is the source of this 3838-nucleotide messenger RNA. Its product is annotated as disease resistance protein RPV1-like. NCBI's taxonomy places the organism in Eukaryota, Viridiplantae, Streptophyta, Magnoliopsida, Rosales, Rosaceae. Gene Ontology annotation, molecular function: ADP binding; protein binding. The record is from RefSeq and is a predicted model, not a curated record. Gene Ontology annotation, biological process: defense response; signal transduction.
GCUAUUUUGUUAUUUCUGACAUCAAAUGUCUCUUGUUAGAGCUCAUCAAGAAGCCUCCUCUUCCAAUGCAUCUCAUGCUCGAUGUAGUUACCAUGUUUUCUUGAGUUUUAGAGGUGAAGAAACUCGGAACACUUUCACCGAUCACCUCUAUUCGGCCUUGGUCAACGCAGGAUUUCACACUUUCCGAGAUGAAGAUGAACUCGAGAGAGGCCAAGAUAUCAAGCCAGAACUAGAGAAAGCAAUCCAACAGUCACGAAGUUCUGUCAUUGUGUUUUCGAAAGACUACGCAUCUUCCAAAUGGUGCCUGGACGAGCUUGCCAUGAUACUUGAACAAAAAAGGAGGGCAUCUGAUCAUGUAGUUUUACCAGUGUUCUACAAUAUUGAUCCAUCAGAUGUGAGGAAACAGAGUGGAAGUGUUGCAAUAGCAUUGGCUAGACAUGAGAAGAAUCAAUCCCUGGAGAAGUUAAAUAGGUGGAGGGCAGCACUUACAGAAGUUGCAGAUCUUGCAGGCAUGGUGCUACAAAAUGAAGCUGAUAGGCAUGAGACGAAGUUUAUAGAGAAAAUUGUCAAAGUGAUUGAGGGAAAACUAUGUCGCAGCCCCUUAAGUGUUGGCCCUUACCUGGUAGGAAUGCAAUAUCAGGUUGAAAACAUCAGUAAAUGGUUGCAGGAUGGAUCCUCUGAUGUUAGCAUGUUUGGAAUUUGUGGGAUUGGUGGUAUUGGAAAGACUACCAUUGCUCGAGUAGUUUAUAACUCAUUUUUCACCAGUUUUGUGGGAAGCAGUUUCCUUGAAAACAUCAGAGAAGUUACAGAACAACACAAUGGCUUAGUUCGACUACAGAAGCAACUUCUUGCUGAUAUAUCAAGGGGGAGAAAAGUGAGAGUACACAGUGUCAGUGAGGGAAUAAUUAAGAUCAGAGAUGUCCUAAGCACCAAGAAAGUACUUCUUGUCCUCGAUGACGUUGAUCAUCUAGAACAAUUAGAUGCAGUAGUUGGCAUGAAAGAUUACUUUUGUCCGGGAAGUAAAAUUAUCAUAACUACUAGGCAUUCUAGGUUGUUAAAGGCUAGUCAAGUUGUUAAGGUGCAAGAGGUGGGAAGCUUAAAUGAUGCUGAAUCGUUAGAGCUUUUUAGUUGGCAUUCUUUUGGACAGGAUCAACCAGUUGCAGGUUAUGUUGAAAGGGUAGUGAACCAUUGUGGAGGACUGCCUUUAGCUCUUCAAACUUUGGGGUCUUCUCUGUCAGGGAAACCAGUACAUGUAUGGGAAAGUGCAUUAAAGAAACUGAAUGCUAUUCCAAGCAGUGAAGUUUUGAGACGGCUAAGAAUAAGCUAUGAUACUCUCGAAGAUGACCAUGAUCAAAAUUUGUUCCUCCAUAUUGCAUGUUUCUUUAUUGGAAAGGACAAGGAUGUUGUAGUUAAAACAUUAGAUGAAUGCGAUUUUCACACAAUUAUUGGUCUUGAAAAUCUUGUCGAUAGAUGUCUAAUAAGCAUUGAUCUAAGUAAUGUGGUGAGAAUGCAUCAAAUGAUUCGUGAUAUGGGAAGAGAAAUUGUUCGACAAGAAUCAAAGGAGCCGGAGAAGCGCAGUCGAUUAUGGCAUUCCAAAGAUUCCUUGAAUGUAUUGAUGAGUGGAAACAAAGGUUCAAACACAAUUGAAGGUCUGGCACUGAACAUGUACCUGAAACCUGUCAUCAUGGAAAUCAAUGCAUUUGCAAGGAUGCACAAACUGAAAUUACUCCAACUUGGUCAUGUACAACUGUCCGGAAGUAGUCAAGAACUUCCUGAAGGGUUGAGAUGGUUGUGCUGGCUUCAGUUUCCUUUGGAUUCUAUACGCAUUGGUUUUCCUGUGGAGAGCCUGGUCGUUCUAGAAUUGCCAGGUAGUAGCUUGAGGAAAGUGUGGAAGGGAAUGAAGCAUCUUCCAUCAUUGAAGAUCCUUGAUCUUCGUCAUUCCCAUGAUCUUAUGGAAACUGGUGACUUCUCAUUGGUCCCUAAUCUAGAGAGACUGAUUUUUGAAGAUUGUUCAAGAUUGGUUAAUGUCCAUGAAUCUGUUGGAAGAUUAGAGAAACUUGUAUACUUGAACAUCAAAGAUUGCAGAAGUAUUAGGAAGCUUCCAAAAAACAUUUGUAUGUUGAAAGUACUAGAUACACUUAUUAUAUCUGGUUGCUCAAAUCUUAAUGAGUUUCCAAUGGAAGUUGGGAGGAUGAAUUGCCUGAAAGUUCUUGAAGCUGACGGAAUUCCAAUUAAUCGAUUAGUCACAACUGUUGAAGAAGACAAAUCACGGCCAAGAAAAAGUGUGGAUAAUUUGUGGGCUUGUCUGUCCUGCACUCUAGUCAGUUUAAGUCUGACGCAUUGCAAUCUUUCUGAUGAUGCUUUUCCUCGUGAUGCUGUUAACUUAUACUCAUUGAAGAGUUUGAAUCUCAGCUUUAAUCCAAUUUGUAGCUUACCAGAUUUCGUCAGAGAUCUUAGAGGGCUCGAGUUUAUUUAUUUUAUGGGGUGUACAGGCCUCAAAUCACUUGUAAGGUUACCAAGGGUAAGAACUUUGGAUGUCCACUUAUGUGAAUCCUUGGAGAAGGUAACAUUUCUGUCGAAAUCAUGCAUACCAGAGUCAAUAGGCUUGCUUGCUCACAAGUCCCAACUAGUGGAGAUUGAGUACUGGUUCAAAUUAGAAGCCAUUUCAGAAGUGGAUACAGAAAUGAUCAAGCUUUUGUGUUUGAGCAACCUGGAUUUUAUGGAACACAUUUGGAUGCACACCCCCUAUAACGACGCUGAAGUGACGAUGCUUCCCAUCCAGGGACUUUAUGAAUAUGGUAUAUUUAGCACAUUUUUUCCUACAAAGGGAAACCAUGUUCCCGGGCAGUUCAGUCAUACAAGUAAAGGGUCAUCACAUUCAAUGUCCUUUACUGUGCCUGCACCUAUACUUUCCCAUCACAAAAUCCAAGGCUUAAAAAUCUUCUGUGUAUAUGCAAACUACGAUGUUGAUGUCAGGUGCAUUGAUGCAAUAAUGAUCAGAGUCAAUAACAAGAGCAAGGGUCUGAAGUGGAUCUAUGGACCAACCUGUUACGGCAUUCCAAGAGAUAGCGAAAAAGAUGUGGUAUGGUUAAGCCAUUGGAAGUUGGGGAAUCGGUUGGAAGCUGGCGAUGAAGUUACUGUUGCAGUGUUUCCAUUUGAACCAUUCUAUAUAACAGAAUGGGGCUUCCAGGUUGUGCACGAGAAAGAAGGCAAUAUAAGUAACCAACAGAACACCUCGUGUUCAGAUGAUAAUGAUGUUAUCGGUACUUACUGUAGAGAUUUUUCCGAACUAUACCAGGUGAUGCCGGGAACAUACUUCUUCUGCGGAGGACCUAUGACAUAUGAUAGACGGUCACAUGCUAUACGAGAAGGGUCAGCUUUGUUCAAUCACAUUAUUGGAGAUGCUGAUCAAAGUGCAGCAACAAGAGAAGAAAUGAAAGACCGGAAAAUUUUCUACGGUAGGAAAGGGGUUGUUACCCUUAUUGAUGCUGUGUCUUUGCUCGUGAGUCCAGGCCGCGAUAGAAUAAAACGAAGGAAACUCCAGCCAAAAAUAGAGCGUUCUAGUUUAGCCCAGCCAAAUGCCAUACCAUUACUAGGAAAACUAGCUCGCAUUCUCUUUUGGGUUUUCCUUUAUUUGGUUCAACAUUUUGCAGUUGAUUUCUUGGUAAAGAAGUUUAUUUUAACUCCUUCCAAAAUUUAAUCCGAGUAACUGGGUUUCUCAGAAAUGGCAGGAACAACACAUCCUUGAAGGGAUCUGUAUAAUUAGGCCGUGACCACUAUUUUUGCUUGAUGGUUGUACUAUAUGCCAUUAUACAUCUGUGACCAUUGUUCAUCGUCG